Molecule: messenger RNA, 5014 nt
Organism: Danio aesculapii
Lineage: Eukaryota; Metazoa; Chordata; Actinopteri; Cypriniformes; Danionidae
Product: NACHT, LRR and PYD domains-containing protein 3
Exons: 9
Coding region: 327-3602 (1091 amino acids)
Molecular function (GO): protein binding
Source: RefSeq, a predicted model, not a curated record
CCAACCGACAGUGUUUUCAAAAGCAUCGAUUGACCCACCCACCCACUUCUCUAAACCUAACUGACAGUUUUAAAAAGCAAUCCAGAAAAAUAAAAGCCCUCACGGCCUUUUUUACCACAUUCUCGCCCUGUUAAUUACCUGUUUAUUUUUUGGUUUUUGUUUAUGUCUUACCUGCUUUCUGGAACUGUUCUUCACCAGACUUGAACACCAUAGUAACAGUCAACUCCGCUCCGUGUCACAAGUCUGCCGACGUACGUGGCAAGCUACUGGACAAACUGGUAACAGCCGAAAAGCCAUCCAUACGGAGGAGAUCACUGUGAGUCAUAAUGAGCCUCUGUGAGGAGAAAGAGGAGGAUGCGGUUCACAACCAGACCAAGAGAGGAGCAUCUCCAGAGUCCAGCGGUGUGUCUUUGAAGAGUGAUGCAUCCAUGAGAAAACCUGCUAAUUUCAGUGGUGGAGCAGGGACUUUUACACCCAGAGCUAACCAGGAAAGCAACCUGCAGCUGAAGUCUUAUCCACAUAUGGCUGAUAAUCUACAGAGAGUCAAAGACCAGCACAAAUCCAGCAUGAGGAAUAAAUAUGAGAGAUUGUUUGAGGGAAUUAACCAACAGGAAAAUCAAACCCUCCUGAACAGGAUCUACACACAGCUCUACAUCAUAGAAGGAGAGAGCGAAGGUGUUAAUGAAGAGCAUGAGGUUUUAAACAUGGAGAAAACACCUGGAACAAAAUGCUCUCAAGACAUUCCAAUAUGCUGCAAUGACAUCUUUAAAAUCUCAACUGAAUCAGGUCUUGAGGAGAAAGAUCAGGUCAAGAUUGUUCUCACUAAAGGCAUCGCCGGAAUUGGGAAAACCGUCUCUGUGCAGAAGUUCAUUCUGGACUGGGCUGAGGGAAAAGCCAAUCAGGAUGUAGAUUUCCUGUUUGUGCUUCCAUUUCGAGAGCUGAACUUGAUCCGAGAUCAUCAGUACAGUCUUCACAGACUUCUGCUGGACUUUCAUCCUGAACUUCAAGAUCUGGACUCAAAGAUCUAUGAGGAGUGUAAAGUUGUGUUCAUCUUUGAUGGUCUGGAUGAAAGCAGAAUCACACUGAAGUUUUCAAACAUUGAGAACGUUUGUGAUUCGAAUGAAUCUUCAUCAGUUGGUGUGUUGAUUUCAAACCUCAUGAAAGGAGAUCUGCUUCCCUCUGCUCUCAUCUGGAUCACCUCCAGACCAGCAGCGGCCCAUCAGAUCCCCUCCAAAGUCAUCAACCGUCUGACAGAAAUUCAGGGAUUCACUGAUCCUCAGAAGGAGGAAUAUUUCAGGAAGAGAAUCAGUGAUGAAGAUCAAGCCAACAGAAUCAUCUCUCACAUCAGAAGAGCAAGAAGCCUCCACAUCAUGUGCCACAUACCCGUCUUCUGCUGGAUCUCCUCCACUGUGCUUCAGAAGCUCCUGGAAGAAGAUCUGAGUGCAGAAAUCCCUCAAACUCUGACUGAGAUGUACAUUCACUUCCUGCUGAUUCAGAUCAACAUGAGGAAGCAGAAGUAUGAAGAGAGAGAUCCAGAGAAACUCCUGCAGUCCAACAGAGACGUGAUUGUCAAACUUGCUGAAGUGGCUUUCAGACAGCUGAUGAAGGGCAAUGUGAUGUUCUAUGAGGAGGACCUGAUUGAGAGCGGCAUAGAUGUCACUGACGCCUCAGUGUAUUCUGGGAUCUGCACUGAGAUCUUCAAGGAGGAAUCUGUGAUUCAUCAGAGGAAAGUCUAUAGUUUCAUACAUCGAAGCUUUCAGGAGUUUCUAGCCGCUUUCUGUGUGUUCUACUCACAUUUGACAAAGAAAAUUGAAUUAUUGCAGUUUUUUCUUGAUGAUGAAUAUGAGAGGUACACAUCUAAGAAAAACUCUUUGUGUGAGCUUCUAAAAUCAGCAGUCAACAAAACUCUUCAGAGUAAAAAUGGAUACCUUGAUCUUUUUCUGCGAUUCCUCCUGGGCAUUUCACUGGAGUCCAAUCAGAGACUUUUAGAGGAUCUGUUGACGCAUACAGAAAAGAGCUCUGAAGUCAUCGUAGAGACUACACAGCACAUCAAAGACAAAAUCAGAGACAGUUACGGUCUCUUAGCUGACAGAUCCAUCAGUCUGUUCCUUUGUCUUCUUGAAGUAAAAGAUCAGACUCUGUAUAGAGAGAUUCAGGAGUAUGCUAAAUCAGAUGAACAGACAGAGAACAAGCUUUCUCCUGGACAAUGCUCAGCCAUAACAUAUAUCCUUCAGAUGUCAGAGGAGGUGCUGGAGGAGUUUGAUCUACGCAAAUACAACACAUCAAAUGUGGGCAGAAAGAGACUGAUACCUGCUGUGAUGAACUGCGUAACAGCUAUACUUGUUGGAUGUCAUCUCUCGGAUCAGCACUGUGAAAGUUUAUCCUCUGCUCUACAAUCACCAAACUCCCGACUAACAGAGCUGGAUGUGGGUAACAAUGACCUGCAGGAUUCGGGUGUGAAUCUGCUCUCUGCCGGACUGAAGAGUUCACACUGUCAACUAAUCAUACUGAGAUUGGCAGGUUGUAGACUGACUGGUGAGUGCUGUGAAAGUGUGUCUUCUGCUCUCCAGUCAUCAACAUCAUGUCUGAAAGAGCUGGACCUGAGUAACAAUGACCUACAGGAUUCAGGAGUGAAGCUUCUCUCUGAUGGACUGAAGAGUCCAAACUGUCACCUGAACAUACUGAGAUUGGCGACCUGCAACCUUACUGCUGAGUGCUGUGAGAGCUUGUCUUCAGCUCUACAAUCAUCAAACUCUAAUCUGACAGAGCUGGAUCUGAGUAACAAUGAUCUGCAGGAUUCAGGAGUGAAGCUGCUUUCUGAUGGACUGAAGAGUUCACACUGUCAACUCAACAUACUCAAGUUGUCCGGGUGUAUGGUGACAGAGGAAGGCUGUGGUUUUCUGUCUUCGGCUCUGAGUUCAAACCCCUCACACCUGAGAGAGCUGGAUCUGAGCUACAAUCAUCCAGGAGAUUCAGGAGUCAAGCUGCUCUCUGAACAACUGGAGGAUCCAAACUACACACUGGACAAACUCAAUGUGGAUCAUGGAGGGGAGCUCAGAGUUUCAGCAGGACUACAUAAAUAUGCCUGUAAUCUCACUCUGGACCCAAACACCGCACACACUUGUCUUAUUCUGUCUGAGGGAAACAGAAAGGCAACAUGUGGAGACGAGGUUCAGCUGUAUCCUGAUCAUCCCGAUAGAUUUGAUGGGUGUCCUCAGGUUCUGUGCGGAGAGAGUCUGUCUGGACGCUGUUACUGGGAGGCUGAAUGGGUCGGAAGUGCUAUUAUAUCACUUACAUAUAAAGGAAUCAGAAGGAAAGGUGAGAGCUGUGCCUGUGAAUUUGGAUACAACAAAAGCUCCUGGAGUCUGAUCUGCUUAAAUGGGAGAUUCACUGUCUGGCAUGAUCUUCAUUCAAGUGACAUUCGUGUCCCUUCAGACUUCUGUAACAGAUUAGGAGUGUAUGUGGACGAGGCGGCCGGAUGUCUGACCUUCUACAGUGUGUCCAAAACGCACACACUCACACACUUAUACACAUUCAACAACACAUUCACUGAACCACUCUAUGCUGGAUUUACAGUUUUUCAUUCGCUGUCUCUGGUCUGACUUGAAAUGUCUGAGAGGAAAAACAUUCUUUGGGAUGCUCAGGACAGUUCUGGAGUUAAUAACAAUAUAAUAAUCCUGAACCACUGUAAUGACAGACUUUGACUUUGACUGACUGUUUCCAUCAUAGUUUAUGUGCACUUAAGCAGACUGUGAAAAAGCAGGUUGGCUGCAUCCAAAAUCGCCUACUAAGCCAACUUAAACAUGCUAAUCAGCCGUUAGAAAAGUAUGUUCUAUACAAUAUGAAUGUCAGUAUGGAUGUACUUGGAUGUACUACAUCUGCCAUUUUGUCAUGGUCAUGUGACCUACCUGUGUCAGUUGCGUUGAUUCGCUCCUAUUAAUGAAUUCUCUCACGGUGCAUCAUAGGUUAGCAUUCCGCUGUGGCGACCCCAGAUUAAUAAAGGGACAAAGCCGUAAGGUCCUGAGAAUGAAUAUUUGCGAACAAGAAAAACAAUUUGGCGGGCAAACAGUCUAACUCUACUGAUGUCGACGUGAAGAUGGAGUUCCACAUGCAGCUAUAUUUGUAAAGAAUAGUCCGCAGGCAGGGGUCAAAACAGGAGCAAACAGUACAUAAACAGUAAUCCAAAGAGAGUAAUCCAAUAACAAACAGGCAGAGGUCAUGGCAGGAAGAAAACAAUCAUAAUCCGAAAAACAGUCCAAAGCCAAAAACAAGGCAGAAAACAAAAACACGCUCGAUAAUGUCCGAGAUGAAACAAUACUGAGCAAUGAAGGAGUGUGAAUGUGGUGUUAAUACAGUAUGUGUAAUCAGUGAGGAUGUCCUGCAGAUGUGUCAGUGUAAUCAGUGUUCAAACUGAUAAACUGUUUCAGCUGUGAGAUGUAAAGCGUGAUGGGAUGUGUAGUCUGGGUGAAUGGCUGGUGGAGUGCACAUAUAGCUGGAGUGCCCUCUAGUGAGUCUGGUGGGUACUUCAGCUAAUGACUCAACCUACAUUUACUAUAUCUUAAAUUUUAAUUAAAAUUUUACAUAAAUGUAUGUGUAUGCUUCAUCAUAGCAGUAUGGAUUGGUAAAUCAAGCAAUUUGAUUGAAAUAGAUCUAACAGUAACGCAACAGCAUUCUAGUUAUUAACUUGUUAAUUGUUGUAAUAAAGACUCAGUGGUCUAGAGAUCCAUUUGCAGUCUUUUAUUAAACAACGGGGUAAAAGACAAAACAUGGAAGUCAAAGGGAAAUCCAAAAUUAAAGUACAACACCAGGCAGGGGUCAGGGCAGGCAGCAAACAUUCAUAGUUGAGAAACAAAGCAAAGGUCAGAAUAAAUAGGAAGGAUGGCUGACGUUAAAAAUAUGGUGGCGAUUUUCUUUUGAUCUUUUACUAAAGCAAUAAAAGCAUCUGUUAUUUCAAAACCCUGCUGAAAAAUCCAGCUUAAACCAGUCUAGGCUGGUUGGCUAAUUUUAGCUGGUU